AUGGGCGAUCCCCCGUGUAAGACUGAGGUGGAGGAGGACAUUCCAGUCCAUGUGACCACAGAAAAUCUCAAGAAUUCUGAGGAAAAUGUCAUAUUAACAGUAGACUAUAAAGAAAAAGAAGAAGAUAUCGGGCAGCACUCUUCAGAAGAAAACCUAAUUACCUGUAAUGUACAUCAAGGACUUAACUGUACAGACCCGUCAUAUAAUCCUCCUAAUCAUGAGGAACCUGCUCCUGACCAAUCACAGAUUGUUACCACAAUUAUUGGGCAGGAAGGGGGUAAAAGAUUUAAUUGUGGGGAAUGUGGAAAACAGUUAAAAACCAAAUCCACUCUCAAAGUCCACAGAAAAAUUCACAUUGGAGAGAAAGCAUUUUCAUGUCGAGAAUGUGGAAAAUGUCUUACAAAUAAAGCAAGUCUUGUUAUACAUGAGAGAAUUCACACAGGAGAGAAGCCAUUUUCAUGUUCAGAAUGCGGGGAAGGUUUUAAAAGGAAAUCAGAACUUGUUGCCCAUCAGAGAAAACACACAGGAGAGAAGCCGUAUUCAUGUUCAGAAUGUGGAAAAUAUUUUGCGAGAAAAGCCAUACUUCAAGAACAUCAGAGAAUUCACACUGGAGAGAAACCAUUUUCAUGUUCAAUAUGUGGGAGCCGCUUUAUAUGUAAAUCAAGUCUUACUAAACAUGUGAGAACUCACACAGGAGAGAAGCAAUUUGCAUGCUCAAUGUGUUCAAAAUGUUUUUCAAAUAAACUCGGUCUCGUUAUACAUGAGAGAAGUCACACAGGAGAGAAGCCAUUUUCAUGUUCAGAAUGCGGGAAAGGUUUUACAAAUAAAUCAGAUCUUGUUAAACAUCAGAGAUAUCACACAGGAGAGAAGCCGUAUCCAUGUUCAGAAUGUGGGAAAAGCUUUGUUACAAAAACCAAACUUAAAGAUCAUCAGAGACUUCACACAGGGGAGAAGCCAUAUUCUUGUUCAGUAUGUGGGAAAUGUUUUGCAGAGAAAUCAUAUCUUAGUAGACAUGAGGAAAUUCACAUAGAUAGAUCAAAUGUAAUUAUAUCUCAAGAAGGUCAAACUGUGCAACUGCAAGUGCUAUAAAGAUAUAUUGGGUUUUAUUAUACAUCAGAGAAUUUACAGGAGUGAAGCCCUUUUCAUGUCCAGAAUGUAGAAAAUGUUUUACAAGUUAGUCAAUUCUUGAUGUAUAUCAGAGAUUUCAGACAGGAGAGAAGCUAUUUACAUGUUCAGAAUGUGGAAAAUAUUUUAGACAAAAGUCAAGUCUUGUUGCACAUGAGAAAAAUCACACGAGAGAUAAAUGAUUUUGAUGUUCUUUAGGUACUAUAUGUUCUACAACAUCAUAAAAUCAAAACACCCAAAUUUGAUUAACCUGAGGUCAACAUGUGAUCAGGAUCAAUGGAGGAAAAGUAUUGUGGAUUUGAGGAAGAAAAUAAGAGCCUUGUUUACUGUAGAGCAGUGAAGAUGAAUUGUCACAAUGAACCUUGCUUCCUACUGUAUUCAUACCUCAACUCCAGGCUCGGACUCACCCACAGGGAAACAGGUGAAUACCUCGGUGGUCCACUGACAAAGAUGGGCCCUCACUAAUCCAUUACAGCCUCUCAGCCAGCCUACAUCCAUACAACUCAGUGGUUAAGGUGACUUCUCGGUACAAAAGCAAGCCAGACAGUAUCAUUUUUCCCCAGGGACCCAACUUCUCAAAGUUUUUGCAGGAAUCACCAUAAUGAAUCAUCUUGAGUGUCUUAUUGCUGCCUGCUGCUAUGUGAGUAGGUAAUAUUUGCAUGUAGCUGUACAAUGGGCUUCCAGAAUGAAUUUUACUGGUGGGCUCUAGGCACCCUCGUCUGACACUGUUCCACCCACACUGCAGGAGAAUUCAGAGGAACAUAGCAAAAAAGGAAGGACUUCCCUUAGAGACUUUUAGGUAACAUAGUGGACAUAUUGAUAUUUUAUAUUCAUUUGUACAGUAUAGAAAGAUAAAGGUGAUGGGGAAAAUAAUAACUUAAAUUUGUAAUAAUUUGUUACACAAAAUAUUCAUAGAUCUACCAAAUCCUUCUCUGCCUUGAAUACCCGGCGAUGUCCCUUUGGCAAAAUCAACCUACAGCAGGUGCUUAUUAAAGAGUCUUAUUCACAUACUAUAUGUGUAUUUUGGUCAGUAUGUAAUGUCCGUAUUUCUAACCCAAACUUAGGAGUAGGUCUAAAACAUGGAAAACAUGACCAUAUCUUAAUUAAAUUCUAAUUUUGUUUGAGCGUUUGCCUUGUAUCUGAAUCUGUGUGUGGUUAUUGCCUUCUCUGAUUGAUAAGGGUGGAGUCGCUGAUAGAUGAGACUUUUAUAUAUCCAGACUUUACUCCAUUCUAGUUAUUGGUAUAGUGUUUGCCAUGUGCAUUUUGGUUCUAGUCCUGUGUGUUUUAUGUUUAUUCUGGGAACUGUAUUUCCACCAUUUCUUGCUGCGUUUGGUUUUUAUCUGUUGUUUUGUCCUGGCUGAUUUUACAAAUCGACUAAGUUCAAUAUUGCCUCUUUUCUGCUCACUAUCAUUCAUUCACUAUCUUCACAUGUGCCACACAUCUGCCACCCACUCCAUUGAUGGAUUAUCUCCUUCUGUGACCCACAGCAUUCAGUUCCUAUCCACCGGUGAUUUUUGUUUUAGUGUCAUAUUUUUUGCCAAUGUUGAAACAUGUUUCAUUUGUGAUAUGUUUGCAACUGUCUGUUGGGCAGUUCAGCCCUUCUGGAAGUCCUUGGGGUAUGAGUACAAAGAUCUAUUGUUAUCUAUUGGACUGGCAAAGGUAAAGUCCAGUUCUGCAGUCUGUGUUGUUGCCAAUACAAGAUACUCACCACAAGACACAGAUGUCAAUGAGGCCGUACUGUCUACUGGUCUCUUACAUGUGAGGUAUGGUUUCCUAUUCUUCCAUGAAGAAGCAUAACAUUCUUAUAAAGGGUAAGGAUUACUAGAGCGCACAAGGACUAAACAUUAAAGUAUAAAGCUUUAAUACAAAAACUGUAUAAUUGUGUUAUUAUCCACACAGCAGGGAUUCUACAUGAGCCGGUCCUGACACAAUCAUCUCCCAUCAACCUGCUCUGUACAUUAUAACAUUGUUGUGAUCAUAGAUACACUAACAGCUCAGCUUCAUAUGAUUCGGUCAUGUAACCAGUGGUACGGCCACUUCUCCAAAGUCUCCCAAGAGACAUUUUUCAAUAACUGCCAGGCUGCAUAUUUCUUAUGCUACUGUGAGCAGGAUGUGUGUAAACGUGCUACCAUGGCCGCAGUGUCUCCAGACUUGUCUCCCAUCAAGCAAUUCUGGGAAAUUGGAUGGAAAUUGCAAAUGGAGCUGCCAUCAGCUGAUCUUGAUGAUUUGCGUGCCCAAGUGCAUUCAGCAUGGUAGAACAUUCCUCAGACCACCAUUAAUAACCUCUUUGAUGGCAUGCCAAGACGUGUAAGUGUGUGUAUAUCUGCACGUGGCACUUAUACCCCAUACUGGACAAAUUGAGAUAUUUUGAAUGUGUUGCCUAUCAUUUAUAUGUAUAUUGAUCCUGUGAUUUCCAUAAUGCCAUGUAUUUUCAUUCUUGAUGUUGAAAUUUCAAUGUUGAAGAGUGUAAAUACUUUAAAAACCUUUUGUGACUUUUUAAAUAAAAACAUCUUGAA
Messenger RNA from Bufo gargarizans (Asiatic toad), 3641 nucleotides. Its product is annotated as gastrula zinc finger protein XlCGF17.1-like. NCBI's taxonomy places the organism in Eukaryota, Metazoa, Chordata, Amphibia, Anura, Bufonidae. The transcript is spliced from 2 exons. Gene Ontology annotation, cellular component: nucleus. The coding region runs from base 1 to 1089 and encodes 362 amino acids. The record is from RefSeq and is a predicted model, not a curated record.